Molecule: messenger RNA, 882 nt
Organism: Acytostelium subglobosum LB1
Lineage: Eukaryota; Evosea; Eumycetozoa; Acytosteliales; Acytosteliaceae
Exons: 1
Coding region: 1-882 (293 amino acids)
Source: RefSeq, a predicted model, not a curated record
AUGAGAGAUAAACAACAACAACAAGAACAUCAUCAACAACAACAACAUAUAAUACACAAUAACAACAAUAAGAAACAACAACAAUAUAUGUUUGAUGUAUUGUUCAAUCGAAGUGAUCACAUGAAGUUGCCUGGACUCACAUACUUGUCGGCAACUGAUUAUAUUACAGUGCCAACUGGCGAGUUGGCCGUGCAGAUUGUGGACAGAGCAUCCGGCAGCUUUGUGUCUGUGGACAAUGGACGAGACAGCUUCACACUGGAGAACGACACUGACUACACAUUGAUCAUCAGCGGACUACUAUAUAAUACAACAGCGCUCACCUUCCUCUCGGACAAGGACCUUUACUGUGGCGACAAUCCCCCGCCUCAGUACCAUCUGCGCCGGACCUCUCUACGAUUCCUGCACUGUUCGCCCACGCUUGGACGCGUCGACUUUAGCGUCGUGGGCGGCGCCACACUCUACUCUGACGUCAACUAUAUUGGCGGAGGCAAGCGAGCAUCGUCCAACACCAACUACAUCUCAAUACCUAGCAACCCUUACCUCUUCUUUGUUCACGAGCCCGCGAACACGACCAACGUUUACAUUCCUGGUGGCGACACACCUCUGCUGGCGGGCGGCCAGCCCACACUGACCAGCAUCCUAAUGGUCGGAUCUCCAAACAGUACCGACUAUCCACUGCGGCUACUCUCAAUACCCUAUCCAAAUAGUCGCGCGGGAGACUCCUCCCUCUUCCAGAAGCAGCUACCAUAUACACAGACCAAUGUCCAGGUGCCACAACACUCGAGUCUAUCGGCCACCACCAACACUGGCUCCUCAACAUUAUUCAAGUUCACAGUUGCAAUACUUUCUUUCAUUCUCUUGGCUGGAAUCACUGUAUUCUAA